Pyricularia oryzae 70-15 is the source of this 1597-nucleotide messenger RNA. RefSeq lists its product as uncharacterized. The record is from RefSeq and is a predicted model, not a curated record. NCBI's taxonomy places the organism in Eukaryota, Fungi, Ascomycota, Sordariomycetes, Magnaporthales, Pyriculariaceae. The transcript has a single exon. The coding region runs from base 196 to 1167 and encodes 323 amino acids.
GUCCCAACUCCCAAGCAAGCUUCGACGGUCCACUGCUCUAGGAAGCGUCAUCCAAAUUUAUCUCCAGGCUGACAUACACCCAACCAAGUGCCGUUCGGAAACCGCUCCCUUACCUCGUAGCACUGGUAGCCUUCGGGAGAAAAGGCUUUUUUUGCCAAGUAAAAAUCAAUCGCCCACUUCGGGCUUCUUGCCAAAAUGCCGCCCCCAAUGCCUCUAGGCGGCCAAGGGCUGGCCCUCCGCCCAGCAACAGUUUCGGCCUUGAGAUGCGCGGCGACGAGCAGUACUAGGCAAUUCACCACCUCUCGCCCUCACCAAAAAGUCAUGAUCCCGCCCGAGUCGCCCAAGUUCAUCAACCUCCCGGAGCCGCCUCAGUCCAAGGUGCUCCCCAGGGUCCGCAACAAGGGAAAGCUCCCCGUGCCCCGACAAGUCUUCGACCUGCGUCGGCGUGCCCCGGGGUUGCCCAGCCAUGGCCGCAGAGACCCGCGUCUCCAGGAAGGCUACGUCGACACCGUCAUGCCCAAGUCGAAAGCUGAGCUGGAGGGCGAGGGCAAGGCCAGGACACCACUCCAGCAGUGGCGCAGGCAGUUGACCGACAACCGCAGGGCCGCCCUCGAGGAGGGUCUCAAGGGCCUUUUCCAGCGCCAGUUGAAGAAGGACAGGUUUGAACGCCGCGAGAAGGCGCGACUCCAUCGCGAAAACGUCGACGCCUUACACGCCCCGGAGCGAAGAGACGACUUUCUCAACCGUUCAACGAUCCGCGCCGACACUAUCAGCACCAAGGUCGAGCUUGACCCUCUCCGCCACGAGCGGGCCGCCGAGUCGGCCAAGCGCACCGCUGCCGUUCUCCAGGCGCGGGCUGAGCGCCGUCGCGACCAUCUGCAGGCGCUGUACAUGGCCGCCAAGGAUUUCAUCGUUACCGAGGAGGAACUCGCACAGCACAUUGAGUUCCUCUUCUCCCCAGAAAACCCAGCCAAUUCCCACAAAGACCCGAACACGGGCGCCACGGCCGAGAACAUCUGGCAGCUCAAGGGCAAGCCCUUCAGGGUCUCUGAGCGCAUGACACAGUUUGCAAGGACCUCCAAUGACGACAGUCGCAACUCGAACGAGACCAGGGAGACUCACCGCCAGAAAUAUGUGGCUGAGGAACUUACGGGUGGAAAGCUUUAGUUUGGGGUCACAAAACACAAAUCUAGUGGGCUGAUUUGAGGCGGUUUACAUUUUGCCCGGUUGACGCUGACCAUAUCUGUUUAUUAUGUACAAUUAUACUGGUGUAAAACUCUGUAGGUUUGAACAUGCUUGAUUAUCGAUCAUUUCGGGCCCCGUUAUUUAAACCAUUCUUUGGCAUCUUGGGCAGCAAAUGCUUUAUUGCCUUGAUAGUUGGUUCAUCACAGAUCACAAGUAAACUACCUACAUAAUCUAGGCUAGGCUUUUGAGGAUUAACUAAUGACAACCACGCACAAGUCAACAAAACGAAGUCGAUUACAUAUAUUUUACUACCUCCACAUCAUGUACAAAAGGAGUUACAAGUGGGGAGCAAAUUGAAGAAAAGUAAAUCGCAAACGAAACAUCAAAGAAAUAGGAAACUGAUGAAAGGAAG